Messenger RNA from Rotaria socialis, 2082 nucleotides. NCBI's taxonomy places the organism in Eukaryota, Metazoa, Rotifera, Eurotatoria, Philodinida, Philodinidae. The record is from the annotation of a GenBank genome assembly.
AUGGAAAAUGAAAUUGAUGAUGAUGAAUUGGCAGCAAUACUUGCUGCAGAUGAGCAAGAACAACAACGAGAAGAAGAAGAGGCACAGAAGAAAAACGAAGAAUUAACACGAAACCUAUCGUUUUCAGAACAAGCUGAAACAAUGACACGUGAACAAUUAGUUGAAUUAGCAUGUGCGCUUGUUGAUAAGCCAAAAGCAACUUCAAAGAAUUCUACAUACAAAUUUUCUGAUAAGGACAUGGGAGAACUAUUCGGAAGUAAAACAUCAAAUACUCAAAAACAGAUAUUGAAAAUCCAACAAUCGUCGACAUUAGCCACGUUAACAACUGGCUCAACAUCACAAUCAAUAAUUACACCAUCAGUUUAUAUUGAUCCAACAACACAUAUUCGUAUAGGUACACUUAAUUAUACGCCAAGUGAAAUAAAAUUGAAAUUAUCUGCAACCAAAUUUAUUCGUUUAUUUGAAAUUGAUAAACAACCUCCACCGAUGCCUGCCGAAUGGUGUACAAUGGCUGUAUUAAUUAGUAAAUCGGAUGUGAAACAAGCCAGUAAUGGUUCAACAUAUAGUAUUUGGCGUAUAACAGAUUUUAAAACAACAAUAAAUAUGUUUCUAUUCGGGGACGCACAUCAAUCAUUGUGGAAAACCACUUUAUCAAGUGUUUUACUUAUAUAUGAAGGUGAUGCAAAAAAGCCGGGACAAUUAUCAAUAAAAUAUGAACGAAAUAUUUCAAUACUGGGUUCAAAUCCUGAUUUAGGUCAAUGUAAAGCCAAAACAAAGUCUGGCGAACAAUGUAAAAUGUUUGUCAACCGACACGAAUGUGAAUAUUGCGUUACACAUGCUCAUCAACUGCAUAGAAGUGGUCAGCAAAAUGUAAAUAAAUUUAAUGUUGGAAAUAAUUCGAGAAUGAAUUUACAAAGUACUGGUUCAUUUGUACCUAAGAAAUUUGCUGGUAGUAGUGGUGGUGGAAGUAUGAGCUCAUCAUCAUCAUGGUCAAAAAGUUCAUCAAAGACAACAUCAAAAAAUAUGAAUCAAUCAUCAAAGCCAUCGAGCAGUGAACUUAAUACUAAAGAAAAAUCUAUGCUUGUCAUGUUAGGUAUCGAGGAUGAUCCAUUGGUAUGUCUAAGAACACAAGAAAGCAAAGGUUUAGCCGAUUCAAUGGCGGAUGUUCGUGAACUUUAUGAAGCUAAACAAGCAGCUGGUAAAGUGAAGAGAAUAAGAUAUGAUGAACGAAAGACUCGAGAUGAUGAUACGACAACUUCGAUUCGAUCUUAUCCAUUGUCUGCAACGAAAUCACCUACACGAGAAGUAAAAAAUUCACCACUGAAUGAAAUACGUUCUCAAUCUGUCAUUAAAAAGAUUUCUUCACCCAAACAAUUUGUUGAUUUAACAAAAACAGCUAGUUCUGAAGCAAUUACUAAUGCUAAACAACGUGCAAUUGAUAUACUUAAACAGCGUCUUGCUCAAAAACAGAUUAGACCAGGCAAUGGACAAUCGUUGAUAUCUGCUGAUGCAAUUGUUUCUUCGUCACCAAAACGAUCCAAUAGUGAUACGGAUUCGGAUCUUUCAUCAAAGCGUCUUAAAACAUUUACUAAUAAUUCUGAACCAGUUGAUGAAAAACGUUUUCUUGAUGUAAUAAAUAUGAAAUCAUCGCAUUCAGAUUUAUAUAGUCAAAUGACGCUCGACGAAAUGUUUGAACGCUAUCAAAAGAAAGAAAAUAUUGAAGAAAAACUCCUUCAAGUAAUGGAACGUGACAUUAAAGUUGUUGUUUGCCGUCAAUGUCAUUAUACAGCAUAUAAACAAUCAAUAUUAUGUAAACAAAAACAACAUUACGUUAAAAUAUGUGAAGUAAAACAAAAAUUUUUCGAAUGUGUGGAAUGUCAUAAACGUGUUUUCACUUGGUCGCAAUAUCCAGUUGAUAAUUGUACAAAUUGCCAUAGUUUAAAAGGUUUUCGUCGUACAGCUUUAAUUCGCGAGCGCCAUGGAGCAAAAUUUGAUGAUGAAAUAUUAUUAUUACGUGGUGAAGAAGAAAAAUUUCUUAAUUCGUUUGUUAGCCAUGAAAAAUUACCCGAUAUUGUCGAUUAA